Molecule: messenger RNA, 656 nt
Organism: Westerdykella ornata
Lineage: Eukaryota; Fungi; Ascomycota; Dothideomycetes; Pleosporales; Sporormiaceae
Exons: 2
Source: RefSeq, a predicted model, not a curated record
CGUGCAUCUACCUACCAUCAACACGAUGCCUGAAGCCCCAUCUACACCUCCUCACCACCACCACCGAUACCUCACUCGCGAUGAGAUUGUUGAGGCCCGUGCCCUACAUCAAGCAGGCCAUAGCUACACAUUUAUUGUGAACCAGCUUAAUUGCACUAAACGACAAGUUGGUUAUGCAGUAACCAAGAACUUCGUCACACCUAAAAAGUGCUCCGGUCGUCUGCCUCAUCUUACUGAUGCCCAAGUUGAUGAGCUUGAGGCGUACAUCCGAUCAUCCCGCAACACCCGAUAAAUGAGCUAUCUCCAACUUGCUCAGGGCCCCUUUGAGCACUGGGGCGUUGGUGAAUACACAAUAGGAGUGCUCUACGAAGAAGAGGAUUCGUCUUGAGUGGGCACAAGCUCACAUCAACUGGCAGCCGUGGGAGUGGUGGAGGAUCUUAUGGAGUGAUGAGACCUGGAUAACUGGUAGAUGGCAUCGAAAACAAUGGGUUACAAGAAAACCAGGAGAGGAGCUUGAUGAUAUAUGUGCUUGGUAGAUAAAAUUCGUAAGAAGUAUGGAUGGGUGUUUUAGGCAUGCUUCUCAGGCAUGUGAAAAGGCCCUCAUCUCUUCUGGAAGAAAGAAUGGAAGUCGAUCAACAAAGAGAGCUACUGUGAUC